This is a messenger RNA of Botrytis cinerea B05.10, 5039 nucleotides long. RefSeq lists its product as hypothetical. The record is from RefSeq and is a predicted model, not a curated record. The transcript has a single exon. Bases 1100 to 4168 code for a protein of 1022 amino acids. NCBI's taxonomy places the organism in Eukaryota, Fungi, Ascomycota, Leotiomycetes, Helotiales, Sclerotiniaceae.
GGUGUGCUAGCUGGAGCCUGUAUGUAGUGAAGGGAGCCACUUCUGCCGUUCGCUUUGACACUUGGGUACACAGCGACAGAAUUCAGACUUCACUCUCACACACCGGAAUCCCCCACCCUUCCAACCAAUUAACGCGCCGAAGGACCUCAGCGCCGCCCCAACUUUAUCAUGAUUCAGUAAUUCACGCGGAUUCGCGACAUCCUGGCCAUCUUACAUGCCGGGUACUCAUACAUGCCAGACACUCACUCACAUCCUCCGAAUAAAAACACUGCGACAUGCGAAAACCCAAGAGCGUGAGAAAGUCGACGAAUGAUAUCUCGCAGCUUCACUUCUCCACUUCUCCAUCCAUCCAUCUAGAACUGGACAACGUUGACUGUUUCGAUUUCUUCUUCUUUUCCUCUUCUUGCUGGGCACCUCGCAUUGCCAUCUGUCAUUGAUUCAAUUCGAACGUUGACUGUUCUGCACCUAAAACAUACACGCAGCCAUCCACUCCGCUCCACUCCAUUUGUUUUCUUAUUUUCGAUAUUCUACCGUUGCCGUCGAAUCCAUAAUUCACGUCCAUCGGCCCCAAAUGCACCCAGCAUCUCAGAGUGUAUGGAUAUUUUGAUUGGAUUCGAGAAUUGAGAGCGUGUUGUCCCAUCAAAGAGGGCUUCGUGGAGCACAAUCUGCAACCUGCAAUCUACACUGAUUCGAAACUUUGUCAAAAGCCCAUCACCAAUAUCCAAUAAAAAUCUACACAUCUUUCGAUCCUCUUCAGUCGAGACUGGAUCGACACGAUUUUACGAAUUUCCUUUUUCUCUCUGUUCAAUCAUCAAUUUUCCGCGUUGUUAACCAAGUGUACCACAAUAAUUCACCACCACCACCCACCACUACAACCACUACCACCAUUCACAACCCUCUCCAUCCAGCCUAAUUUAUGCCUUCUGCCAACUUGCGAUACUGCACGAAGCCGAUACCACGAGGACUACCUACAUGCAACUUACCGAAUCUUCUUGCUAUGAGAACAGUAAUCUGCUGAAAUAAGAACAAACUCGAAAACUAACACAGGGUUUUCCCGGAAUUAUUUUCUUUUUAAAAAGCCCCAUUUUUAUUCAACUUUAUGCUCAUCACUCAGACGACGAACUGGCUCAGGAUGCCGUCCCGUGAGCUGGGAAGCUCUUCUGAAGCUCCAAAUAGCGCUCAGAGUGUUGGAACAACUUUAUUGAAAAGGCAUAAGAUCCUACCUCAUCCAAAAGAAGUCCGCCCUUCCGACACAUCGUCCCAAUCACAGACAUUUAAAUCUCGUGAUAGAAGUGCAGAAGCAGAAUCAACGCCAGCACAAAAUUCCGAAAACCCAAAUCCGCGUAUGUUGAAGCAUACUUCGAAAAGGAUUGGCGUUCCCCUACUUCCGCCAACUCCACCAGCGCAUUCGCGACAAUCAUCUAGCACCAGCAGUAUUCUUGUGGUACCCGCGCCAAAUUCUGAGGUCCCGCCUGUGAAAGAUUCCAGAGUAGAAUCAAAACCGACCACGCCAACAAUUCAAAAAAGUCCACCCACUCCCGAUGUCACACCUCCACGCGCAAUGCCACCAUUGGCAUUCCGUCCAGCAUUAGCAAGCUCGCGGUACCCCUCUUCGCGAACUGAUUCCUUCCGAACAGCGGUGGAAAACUUAUAUUCGUCAGAUGAGGAUGAAUCAUCCACCGUCCGACCACGAAUUCCCUCUGCAAAACCGUCCGAGGCAGAAGUAUUACAAAUUCCGCGUAAAGAAAUCGGGCUGGGCUUGGGUCUAGAAUCCGAUAACGAGGGUUCUACAACACCAAAGGCAAAGGAAACAUCGUCAUCACAGCAUGAAUUUGGCGCUUUUGAUGGAGAAUGGGGUACCUCUCAAGGAGAAAUAAGCGAAGUAGAACGGGAAUGGGAUGAUAAUCUCAUGAGGAAUGUAGUAGUUAGGAAGCGCAAGGAUAGGAAUAUCAACUUUGACGAGGGAGGUGCAAACGUCGAAGUAGGGGAAGAUUAUCUGAUUUCAUCAACAGAAGCCACGAAAAUUGUUCGAGAAUUGUCUGUACAAGAGGACCUCGAAAGUCACUGGCUGGAGAAAGAUAGGGUGGAACCUAUGUCGAAAAGUGGCACAUGGCCUAGAGUACGGAAAGGCAGCGCAGAAUCUCCAGCAUUGUCAGAUACAAGAAGGUUUUCUACUAUGUCUGGUCGCUCAACCACAUCCACAGUCGUUGAAGCUUUUGUCGUUGAUGCACCGCCCUCGCGAAUGAGAACCCUCCGCCAUACCAAAAAGCAGAUUGGAUUGAGGGAUUUUAAUUCAAAUGAAUCAACCAUAAGCUCCGCACCACCAUCUGAGAAAUCGAGCGAGCAACACCAUCGUUUAUUACACAAAGCUGAACGAAUACCUGAAAGACACAAUGGAAGUUUGACAUCGAUCACUACCCCAAGCAUCACUUCGAGUCAUAAAUCGCGCCGGAAGAUCAUACGCGAGGGCGGAGUACCUGUCGUGGUAAUUCCAGAUCGCAUGUCUUCGGCAAAGUCUUCUAAACCUCCAUCUCUACGUUCAACCAGCAGUCGACAAACCAAAAGAAGUAAUUCUCUACGGUCGGCUCCCUUGUCACAAUCUUCGAGAACAAAUGAGCCUGGGUACUUUGAUAUCGUGCGACCUACCAAUAAACGUACAAUGUCAGAAUCUGCCGGAUCGAGCAAUUCUGUACAUACUAUCGAUUACCCUCCAAGUAUUCCAACUCGAAGAUCUUCACUUUCCGCUCCAACAAGCCGAAACACGUCGAGAGCUGGCUCAUUGACUGCGGAAAGUCUCAAAGCUCACAAUAUGCUUCAGGAAAAGCAGUCCCUAAAAACAGAGCCAGUGGAGGCAUCAAAGCCUGUUGUCUCUGAGAAAGAGAUUGAGCCACAACAUGCUCGUUCAAGCAUAGAUAAUAAUCGAUUAAGUAUUGAUCAUCCUGACGAACGACAAUUCCAUGCACGGCGAUCUACACAGGCUACACCAUUUUCGCAAGCAUCAUACGAGACAGCAGGCACUGCAGCAACGACCGCUGAAAUCUCGCAGGCUAUGGCAGUGUCGAUGGUUCCACAUCAAAAUAAGUCAUGGACAAUGAUACACAGAGAAUCCGAGCCAUCGCCUCCUACUUUGAGACGAUUGAUCACACAACCAACUGUUGAGGUGAAUGGUGAAACUACUAAUGGUCCUACAACUCCCCCACAAAAUCUACAUACAAUGGAUGGAGUUAUCUCACCAUUGCGAAAUCCUCGUGCCCCGCCUGAACCACCGGCGAUCAAAUUCAUUCCUCCAACUCCAUCUGAUAUGUCGCCUGGAGCAGCGGAAGAGCGCCGAUUAGGGUUUGACUUCGAUACUCGAAUGGAUGAUGAUGAUGAUGAUGAUGACCGACCAUCAUCGUCAGACAAACUCAAACGUAACUUCUCCCUUCGUCGUGCUUUUACCAACCGACGUCAUUCAGAUGUUAUAAUACCAGAAACUGGUUUGUUAAAACGUAACUUCUCACUGAGUGGUCGCCGCAAGGAUACUCCAACUCAAACCCCGAAACCAGAGGCAAAUCCUUCUACACACUAUCCAUCAGUUCUCGAUCAGCCUGCUGAUGAUAGCAAGCUACACCCAUUUUGGAGACCAGCGAAUUUCUGGGACGAUCUAGAAGAAAAUGACAACGAUUCAGAUGACGAAGAGGAUUACUUCCCUGAGUAUCACAGUCCAGGAAAUAGACGUGUGAUCCCAAAACGUGGCCUUAGUGGGAAGUUAAAACGUACAUUUGCGAUUCUUCCAUUGUCUUAUGGCAAUGAUGAUUAUAAUCAAGCCCCGUUGGAUCGGAAGACAAUGCGAAGGUCUCCCAGUGGCAAUGCUUUAAGGGUUGUAAAGCAAAGAAGCAAUAAUACAUUAAGACGAGAGGCAGACCAGAGAAUUAUUCGUGAAGCAAAGCCUGGAGAGUUUGGUCAUGGCUUCAAAGAGGGGAAUGGAGGUCGCAUUCACACAAUUCCUGGCUUAGGUUUAAGGAUUGAAUAUGUGGGUUUAAAAGGACUAGGGAAAAAACUCAGUGAAAGAAGAAGAGAACAGAGAAAUGCAAAGUUGCGAGCUACUAUCAGUGGACCCCGUGGAUUGAGAAACGGAAUUGAUGAGGUCUUGGAAUCAAGGAGCGCAGAAUCGCGAAACGUGAUUUGAAAAAGCAGAGAAGUGGAUGUUACAAAAUGAGGAUGGAUAUACCCAGUGGGAUUAACGAAUGAAUGACUUGAUAGAAUUGGGCGAACGAAAAUACCGGCGCAUCUGGACGAUUUCUUGGACAAUGUGGGAUCACCGCCACACAUGGAUGAAAACGACAAAGUUAUGACCAACACAUGUAUUAUGAAGGAAAGAUUUGAUGUUUUUUUACCAGCUUUUACUUUUGCUUUUCUAUAUGUAUUACUCUGUAUCUGCUGCGUGUUAGUUUUUCUUUGCGAUGUGUUUCCUUCCCAUGUUCUUUUCAAAGAUGACGCAUCAAGCAGGCUUGGAUGUUUCGUCUCUUAUUCCUUUCUUAUGAGUUGAUUGGCAAUUGAAUGGAUGAAAUUGUGGAUGAUGGAUAUUCUAGGACGGUUUCAUUAAUUGGAUGGCUGACGAUGAAAGAUUUACUAUAUUGUUUUUCAACUUGAUACCUUCCAAGUCAAGUUCUUCUAUUUAUGCUCAAGCUCAUAGUCUACUUUUGUUUUACUUCUAUUUUAACGAUGAAAGCAUCUCCUGAAUCUAGAAAUCUGUUAGCUUAUAUGGUAGGUACAGCCAGCUAGCAGUAAAAAAUGGAGGUGGUGUCUUUACACACGCUGGCUGGAGCCAGGAGAUAUUGGUCGGGCGGUAAAGUGAAUGAGUUGUGGUCGGAAGAGGUUUGAAUGAGAUGCGUGAUGAGAGAUGCAUGUGCAAAUGAUAUGAUUCAAAAUUAAAAUUCUUAGAUUAUGAACUGGAAUGGAUAUAACUAUAUGAUAAACAAAAGUUAUUAAUCAAAUUGAGGCUUCAAAUGUGCAAAUCAAAUCUAAUAAGAUGAGAUAGAAUCUGAAGCGAAAAAUCA